Panicum virgatum (switchgrass) is the source of this 4784-nucleotide messenger RNA. Its product is annotated as lysine-specific demethylase JMJ25-like. Gene Ontology annotation, cellular component: chromatin; histone deacetylase complex. Gene Ontology annotation, molecular function: histone H3K9 demethylase activity; transcription coregulator activity; chromatin DNA binding. Lineage: Eukaryota; Viridiplantae; Streptophyta; Magnoliopsida; Poales; Poaceae. Bases 244 to 3051 code for a protein of 935 amino acids. The record is from RefSeq and is a predicted model, not a curated record. The transcript is spliced from 11 exons. Gene Ontology annotation, biological process: regulation of transcription by RNA polymerase II.
ACGUGCUCCCGCCGCGGCGCGGAGCGCGCAGCCCAGCUCCAGCGCCAGCGCCGCUGCGGAUAAAUAAGGACCCCCCUCCCCCAAUCCUGCCGAGUCCGGCUCCCGAAUCCCGUCCCGCACCGCCCCGAUCGAAUCCGGUCUCGCUCUCCCGAUCGCCCCCUUCGAUCUCCUCUCGGAUUCCGCGGCUCCUGCAAUCCCGUCCCCGGCCGAUUCCCCGGCGCCGCCUCUCGGUCGGCCCCCGCCAUGGCGGCGGUGGGGCUCCGGAUCGGCCCGCUGGGCGGCUGGCCCGUGGGCGAGGAGGACGAGGACAGGCGAGGGGCGGGGGAGGAGGAGGACGACGACGACGAGGACUGGGCGGUCGGGCAGGAGAGGAGGACGACGAGCAGGAGCAGGGGCAAGCGGAAGAGGCCCGCGCCGCGGGGGCGCACGGGAGCCGGGCCGGGGCCCAACAAGCGGCGCCGCGCCGCGGCGCCAGGGCCGCCGCCACCGUCGGGGCGCGCCGCGCCGCGCCCGGAGACCGCCGAGCCUUCGCCGGAUGAAGGUGCCAAUGCCGCUUCUGCUGCUGCGGCGGCGGCUGCGGCGGCCGCGGUGGAAGACGGGGUGGGGAAGGCGGAGGGGGAGGGCGUGGCUCCGAACGCCGGGGGCAGAGGCCGCGCCGGGAGGGGCAGGAGGUCGUGCCACCAGUGCAAGAGGGCGAGGCAGAGCCCGGCGGAGAUGAUCAGGUGCGGGCGGUGCGACCAGAUGGUCUACUGCGCCCCCUGCGUCAGGAGCAGGUACCCGACGAUGUCGGAGGCGGAGGUAAGGGAGCAGUGCCCGUUCUGCCGUGGAGUCUGCAGCUGCACGCGGUGCGCCGCCAAGGAUAAGCAGGAUGGGCCCGAGAGCUCGGUUUUGAAGAAAUGCAAUAGCAAUGGGUCAGCUACAAGAAAAAAGAGGCCCGUUUCUGCAGGUGUGAAGUUACCCAGGGCUCGUAAUGUGGCAAGACGGACUAAAGGAGUUAACCACUCCUUUGUGAGGACAAAUAGGAUGAAUGAUGCACAUGCCAUGUUGGAUGAGGUGGAUACGUCAGAUGUGAGCACUGAUGAGGUCGAUCCUGAAACAAAACGCAAAUAUGCCAGCUACCUGUUGCACUACCUGUUGCCAUGUUUGACACAGAUCAACAAGGACCAGAUGGAAGAAAGAGAAGUGGAGGCCAGGAUUCAAGGAUUGGAAUUGUCAGAACUGAGUGUCAAGAAAGCUGACACCGGGAAGGAUGAGAGGGUGUUCUGUGACAAUUGCAGCACAUCAAUAUUUGAUCUACACAGAAGCUGCCCAAACUGCUCUUACGACUUAUGCAUCGUCUGUUGUAAGGAGCUUCGUGAACGCCAUCUUGAGAGUUCUUGUCAGGAGGCACCGACAAAUCAUCCUAGAAAAGAAUCUGGCUAUAUGCAUGGUGGUGAUUCUGAUCCCCUGCCCAAUUCCAAUUUAGUCAAAGAAACAAGUUUGCCUAGUCACCAAUCUGAGUAUAUCAAGUCGGAAGCUGAUCCUGAUGGAACCAUACAUUGCCCUCCAUCUGAACUUGGUGUGUGUGGCAAUGACUGUAUGCAUGAUGGUGAUCCUGAUCCACCGCUCGAUUCCAAUUUAAUCAAUAACAAGAAAACAGAUUUGUCUAAUCACCAGUCUGAGUCUAUCAAGUGGGAAGCUGAUCCUGAUGGAAUCAUUCAUUGCCCUCCAUCUGAACUUGGUGGAUGUGGCAACGGUGUUCUUAAUUUGAGAGAAAUUUUUGAAAAAGAUAAGUUAAAUAAGCUCGAAAUGUUGGCUUUGCAAAUGAGCAAGCAGCUACAACCUUCUGAUAUCAUCAGUACAGAUACAUGCGAAUGCUCAUGUUCAGCUAAUCAUGAAAAUUCAAGGAAAGCUGCCACCAGAGAAAAUUCAACAGAUAACUGCAUAUAUUGUCCCAUAUCAGAUGACAGGAAGCCAGAUGAUCUCAAGCACUUCCAGAAGCACUGGGUGAAAGGAGAACCUGUAAUUGUGCAAGGGGUACUCAAGAAAAUGUCUCAUUUGAGGUGGGAGCCACCAGAUAUGUGGUCUAAAGUACAUGGCACCAAUACUAGUUCUGAGAUGAAAAUGGUGAAAGCCAUUGACUGUCUGUCUUGCUGCGAGAUCGAGAUAUGCACCAAUGACUUUUUCAAAGGGUAUUAUAAUGGUCGGCAUUAUCACAAUCUUUGGCCUGAAAUGCUUAAAUUAAAGGAUUGGCCUACUUCAAACCACUUCGAAAAUAUUUUGCCUUCCCAUGGAAGGAAAUACAUCAAUUCCUUGCCAUUUCAACCAUACACAAAUUUGAAAUCUGGCUUGCUAAAUGUCUCUGCGUUGCUUCCUGGUGACAUCUUAAAGCUUGACAUGGGCCCAAAAUCAUAUAUAGCUUAUGGCUAUGCACAGGAACUAGGCAGAGGAGAUUCUGUUACAAAGCUUCAUUGUGAUUUGUCUGAUGCGGUCAAUGUUUUGAUGCAUACUUGUAAAGUUCAUCACUCUGAAGAACAACAACAGGAGAUAAGAAACUUGAAAAGAAGACAUACAGAACAGGAUAAAAAGGAGAACGUAGCAAUAGAUGGAAAUGAUACAAGCAUGGAGCAUUCAGAUAUAUCCCAUGUUUACUGCACAGAUGAUGGGGGAGGUGCACUAUGGGAUAUUUUCAGGAGGGAGGAUGUUGGAAAACUAAAAGAAUACCUCAUAAAACAUUCCAAAGAAUUCCGCCAUUUUUACUGUUCUCCAGUUGAAAAGACUUUUAACCCUGUGCAUGAUGAAACAUUUUAUCUAACAAACAAACACAAGAGGAAGCUCAAAGAGGAGUAUGGAAUCGAACCAUGGACGUUUGUACAAAGACUUGGAGAAGCGGUUUUCAUACCCGCGGGGUGUCCUCAUCAAGUACGGAAUCUCAAGUCUUGCACCAAGAUUGCUCUGGACUUUGUAUCUCCAGAGAACAUUCAGCAAUGUCUUAGCUUAACGGAGGAUUUCCGCAGGCUUCCAAAGAAGCACAGGGCCAAAGAAGAUAAACUAGAGACUCCAACUUCAUGACUCUGCCUCGCCUCGACGCAAGCUUCGCAAUGGCACCAUGUCCAUCAUAACUAUCCGGCCGCACCAGACACCCCUCUGAUUUUGAGGUCAAACGAGUCAAACCGUCUGGCACACUCUCCUGGCAACUCACCGAUGUCGAUGCGAGUCCAGCCUCGUCACACUUUGACGUCUUUAAAUCUUUUGCGCUCCCACUGCAUAGUCAGCUUUGGGCUAGCGCGGGUGGUGCAACCGCCCCGGGUCCCAAAAGUUUGGGCCCCAUCUAGAGAUAUAUGUAUUAUUAUAUUAACUAAGAUCUGGUUCUUUUAGAAUUCCAGUCCAUUGAAGUCCAAUUAUGAAAACAGCCUAAGCAGGCCUAAACGAGAGGGCAAAGCCCACUUCCAAGAAUCCCACGAGGCCACCAAUUGCAGUUCCAAGUCACGUACAGGAACACCAAUCGCUUGGCUGCUCGAUGCCCCCGUUCGCCCCGACUCGCCGUUCGCCCAAUUUGGAAGACCAAUCGUCAUGUCGUCGGACGAUUAUGGUCAACAGGGCCUCCAUUUUUUUCCACCCCGGGCCACCAAAAGGUCAGGGUCGGCCGUGGUGCUAGAUAGUGGCGUUGAGAUUUUAGUCCUUCAUGUCGGUGGAGGGUGGAUCCACCACCCAAUGACCCGACGACCCUGGGCAGCCGCCCAGGCUCGUAACUCAUACACAAAAAGGUGUGGUUGAUUCCUAGGAAGAAGUAGGGUAGGAUUAUAUAUUUUUCACGUGCUUUCGUAUGUUUAAUCGGCAAACGAGAUGGCUUGGGAAGUCUGAGCGGCCGCAAAGAAGGCGGCAGCGGGGCUCGACAUCCCCACUUUCUCUCAUUUCCUCCCCUCGCUCUCUUGGUGGCUGCCCGCUAUUGGCGGUCGAUUCCGAUGAUUUUUUACCAAGUUUCACGAGUUUUGGUGAGUAUUCAAAUGCAGGAAUAAUCUUACUGAAUUUAGCUGAACUAACAAGUUCCACGAGUUUUGGUGAGUAUUCAAAUGCAGGAACAAAGUAUGUGAAAGAAGGUCGAAAUGAGAGAAAAACCCAAGCCAUCCGGCCUAUGCACUAUGGAUUCAGGUGCUCAAACUUUGCUAGAGUGCUUGGCAACUCAAAUCAAAGCAAGAACAACUUGCACCCAUCCAUGACUCACAUUCUACGGUCGAAAGGCUUGAACCAUGGAUGAAUGGGCCCACAUGCAGUGCCUAAUCAAACUUCAGGCUUGUGACCAACUUGAAGAAGGGCAUCCAAUGGUUGAUUGACACGUCGGUGCAACGGAGGACCAUAAUUGUGACAGAGACGGGCCGUCCGGUCUACUAACAACUCGGCUUCAGACGAACGCAAAUGUUACCAACCUCCAAGAGCAAUCGGGCGUAUCCAAGACGAAGUCGGUGGAAAACCGACGGCACCCAUAGGCCAGCCGACCUAACGGAGGUCGGCCAGCCCCACUUUUCAGCCUCCUAAGGUGUCAGCCUUCGCGUGGAAGUUAAUCUACUUGAAUUACCUACUUACAAACGACCGUCAGUUAUCGACCUUCUAAGAGCUAUAAAUAGCAGCCCUUACCAUUUGAAAAGAAGAGUCUCUUGCUUAGUUCACUACUUUAGUAGAAUAGGGAGAGUGUGAGGUGAGAGUUUUCGUGAAAGCCAAGCUAAUGGAGUGGUGCUGAGUUCUAUCAGUCUUACUCCAUUUUGUAUCCGCCUCGGAGAAAUAUAUCUUUGAGUAAGUUCCUCGUA